UAUGAAUGCAUCCAAUGUUCCCAAAAUCUUAGAAGUGUUUGAUUGAUACUGUCGGACUAACAUUAAUGUUGCCUUCAACGGGAUAUUUUAACGCCAUUAAUUGUCCUUUUUACGACAAUGGCCUUUGUGAAAGACCGUAUUGUCAUUUUCGUCAUGUAAAAAGAGAUUUACAAAAUUCAUCCAGUGAUGGAAUUGAAAGCGGUGCGAUAUUACAAAAACUUGUUUCAGCAGCUGUACAAAAGGUUCUACAACAAACUGAUAGCACUGGGUCCGCAAUUAGUGUACAGACAGUAAACAAUAAUCUCGAUGACAAUCUUGUAUCUAUUAGUAAACCAACCUACAACCCUACACCAAUAUCGGAACUUAAAAAGAUAAAUCAUUUAGAAACAGAAAAUAACGACGAAAAUAGCGAACAAAGAAAACGUCAUAUUCCCGUACCAUAUACCCCACGAAAACCAGUCAGUGCAAGUUUGAGGAUACCUGAGUCGCAGGAUACAUCUAAACCAUUCAUUUACAUUCCUCCGCCAUUAACAUACACUCCUGGGAGUAACGAGAAUGUACAGUGUGAUAGUUACGUGCCUCCUGGAUCAUCUGCAAGUACAGAAACCUAUAAUCCAGGUUCUGAAAAAGAACUGCAAGAAUAUCAGCCUUGUGAACUAGACCUAAAUACUACAAACAAACGAAAUUACAUUCCUUCGGACAGGAAUUCGAGCAAAAAUAAAGUUCUUGAAUAUAAACCUUCUAAAGUUUCGACAAGAAAUGAACCUGCUGUAAAAUAUCAACCAACACCAAAGUUCUUAGCUCCAUGUUUCUCAAGUGAUGAGGAUGAACCAGAUAAUAAGAAAAUUAAAUUAUCAAGUGACCUUAAUGGGCUUGAUGAUCUUGGCCCUGAGUUUGACAUAUUAGAUCAAAUACUUCAUGAAGAAAACAAAAAGGAAGACAGUAAAACAAUACUUAACAAGGCUAAUAAAAAAAAUAUAAGUAAAAAUAAUAAUAGUAGUAAAUGCAAUAAGGAAACUAAAGUAAAUAAAGAGGAUAAAGUAAAGUCUGAUAGCAAGAAUCAUAAUGGUGACUCAAAGAGUAAAAAAUGUAGCCCUGAGAAAAACCAAACAAAUAAAACAAGGAAACAUAAAUCUCAUAAGAAAGAAAAAAGUCUAAAAGAAAAAGAAGAUCAAAAGAGUCCUAAUAGGAAAUCAAGUAAGAAGGAAGGAAGUGAUAAAGACAAAUAUAAAAGUAAAAGUGAAAAACAUGAAAAGAAAAAAGAAAAGCAAAAUAAAUAUGAAUCCAAGUCAUCUGAUAAAAGUUCAAAACAAUCAAGUCAUAGAUCAUCCAAGUCUGAUUCAAAUAAUCACAAAUACAAAGAAAAGGAACAUAGAAAAAAGAAACACAAAAGUUCAAGAGACAGACAAAAAAGUAAGAGUAAAGAUCCACCUCACACUGAUGAUGUAGAUCACCAAUCUGAUACUAGUGAAAUGGAGCCUGAUGAAGAGACUAUAGCGAUGGAAUGCAAGAAGAUUUUUGAUGAAUAUGUUCCAAUCAGAAAGAUAGUUGCAGAGGAAAAUGAACCUGCUAUAGAAGAAACACAAGAUGAGGAAUAUGUGCCCACAAAGAAGAGAGUAUCACGUGCUGUAGAUGUUAAAGUUGUAACAAAACGACAAAUAAAACCAGAUUACAAGAUUGGUGCUGCCCAAGCAAUGGCAGAAAGAUUGGCUAAGGUUAGAGAGUUUCAUAGCACAAAAGUUAAUAAUUCUCUGCAAAAUGAAAGUAAAGGUGAGGACAAUACAAAUAUAACAAAAAGGGAACUUCAGAAAUCCAUAUUUAGUACAGUAAACUCUAGUAAUUUGAAAAUUCGUAUUGCUCAUGUACCAUAUGCCUCAACAUUGAUAAAUGCCAAAAGAAAUAUUUCAACUAGCCAAGACAUUGCAAAAAACAGUUUGCCCGCCGGCUCUAAUUCAUCUACUACUGUCCAAACCAUAAAGAAAGGAGCACUGAGGGUAGCACACAUGCCUAGUGAGAAAUUUAUAGAUCGCCCAGGUGUUUUAGAGCCUUUGGCUUCAAAAAUACCAGCAAAUAUUAGAUCUACUUAUUUAAAUCUUAUGAUAGAUGAAUGCUUGAAACUUUACCUUUCCGCAACUGAUGCGUAUUCUAGAGCUCAACAUGAAGAACUAGCUACGAGCAAGAAAUGUAAUACGGUUUCUAUUUAUAAAAACUCUGCAGUAUUAACAGUCAACCGACUAAGAAAGGAAUUACAGGAAAAUAAUGGUGAGAAAAAAUCAAGUUCUGAUUCAAGUAGAAAAGUAGAUGCUAAGAAUACAGGUUCAUGGAGCAUAGAGAAUAGAAAUAAAAAAAGUGAUGAGAUAUCUAAAGAAUUAACAGGUGCUAAAUUUUAUAUCAAUAUUGAAAAAUGGAUAUUGACUGAAGAGCAGCUUCAAGAAAAUGGAUUUCCUAGAAUACACAUAAGUGGGGAAAAAGGCAGAGCUUCAAUUUAUGUGCAACAAAAACAAAAACAAAAACCCCCUAAAGGCUCUAUAAGAACAUGUUGUAGAUGUAAAAAAGAUUAUACUGUGGACAAAAAAGGUUUUCCUGCUGUAAAAGAGGAAUGCAUUUAUCAUCCUAAUAAUAAAUACAGAAUACGAGGUGAAGCUCGAUAUCAAUGUUGUAGUCAGGAUGGAUCAUCUGAUGGAUGUUGUAUAGCACCUACCCAUGUCUAUGAAUAUGUAGACUAUGAUAAUUUGAGAGGGUUUGUAAAAACAUUACCUCCAGAUAAUAAGUGUGAAGAUUAUGGAGUGUAUGCAUUAGAUUGUGAGAUGUGUUAUACUACCCAUGGGUUAGACUUGACUAGGGUGACUAUAAUUAAUGCAGAAUGUAAAGUCGUUUAUGAAACUCUUAUAAAACCAUUGCACCCUAUAAUUGACUAUAACACUAGAUUUUCAGGAAUAACUGAAGAACAAAUGGCUGAAGUAAAGACAACUCUUUUAGAUGUUCAGGCCACUCUUCUAACAAUGUUCAAUAGUAAGACAAUAUUGAUAGGUCACAGCUUAGAAUCAGAUUUUAAAGCUUUAAAACUUAUUCAUGAUACAGUCGUAGAUACAAGUGUUUUAUUCCCUCAUAAGAUGGGUCCACCAUAUAAAAGAGCUUUAAGAAACCUAUCUUCUGAAUAUUUAAAGAAGAUAAUACAAAAUUCUGUAGAUGGGCACAACAGUGCAGAAGAUGCACUCGUGUGUAUGGAAUUAAUUCAUUACAAAUUAAAAGAGUAUUUGAAAACAAGAUGAUUGUAAGUUAGCUCGCUUACUUUGAGAUUAAUUUUGGGUCUUGGUGAAUUAAAUUACUAAGUUGUGGGAAAAAUAUAGCAUUGUAUUGCAAUAUCAUUAAUUUGAUUAGAACUAGGUACAUUGUCACUGAUCCAACAAAUUAAAUGAAUUACUCAAUUAAUCAUUUGCUUUGAUGGAAUAUUAAACAUUUAGAAAGUCACUGUUUCUGAAUUAUUACAUUACAUGAUGUAAAAAUAUUGUAUUGAAUAUAUUUUGUAUGUAUG
Molecule: messenger RNA, 3535 nt
Organism: Bombyx mandarina (wild silkworm)
Lineage: Eukaryota; Metazoa; Arthropoda; Insecta; Lepidoptera; Bombycidae
Cellular component (GO): nucleus
Molecular function (GO): metal ion binding; nucleic acid binding; exonuclease activity
Source: RefSeq, a predicted model, not a curated record